CUAUCAACCCUUGUGAGGGGUGGACGUCGCGUCGUUUCAACCCCCGUGGUCUACAAACAAUCGUGUUUAAAAAAACAAAUACAUCACACAACUAACAGUGACUCCUAUUUCAUUAUGGAUCCUCCAAGUAUAAAAGUGGAAGAAAAGUCCAAUUGUGCCCCAAAACUCCAGAGGUGGUGCAGGAGCCGUCGAUGUCAGUUGUGGAGACUACUCCUUCUCCCGUUCAUUCCAAUCCUGGCCCUCAUCGUGCAGACCACCUUAUCUUUGAAGAGUAGCAUCACCAAUGGACGAGAUGUCGCUGAUGUUGAAGAACAGGUCAGUCGAGCAACAGAAUUGGGAAAAUUGGUGACGAGGCUACAACAAGAGAGAUCAGAAGUGGCUUUCUUCAUUUUUACCAAUGGAAGCACUCUGAGGUCGAAUUUAUCCCAACGGUUUUCGGGUACAAACAGAGCAAUCGAUCAGAUGGGUUCACUACCCAUGUUGGUGUUCAAGAAUCGAUCGAAACCAGUUGAUGGAGACGCUUUCAAAACUGAACUUGAAGAAUUAAGAGCGAGUAUAAACGCGGGUACUUCGAUGACAGAGGCUGUGGAAUGGUAUACGAAUGCUAAUGCAGCUCUGCUCAGCCACCUCACGAAAGAGAUUAAAGAUACAGACAGCAGUACCAUAUGGAGGUACUUGGUCGGGUUCAAGAAUUUGCUGAGGAGUAUUGAAUGCAAAGGCAUAGGUUCGGUAUUGGGCAUCAACUAUUUCGCGAGAGGAUAUCUCCAGCCAAAAGCCUAUGAAAGGUAUAUUGCCCAUAUGGUCUUGGGUCGAGACCUAUUAGACAACACGUUGAAUCUGGUGCCUUCCCUUAUUCCUCUUCACAAGGAUAUUAAAGAAGACAGCCAUGAAUAUCAGGACUUGGAGAAGAAAAAUCAACAGAUUGUGGACAACAAACAUCAGGAUGGUAGUGUGGCUGACGCCAUAGAAUACUUCGAUCAGACUGCAACCUUCUUAGACAAGCUGAGAGCUGUGCAGAAGCAACUGAGAGAGUAUAUAAGGGAUGGCGUAACUGUGAGUUUGACGGAAGCUCGAAGGUCGGAGGUGGUUUGCGCAGGGAUCCUAAUCCUGGUAUGCGUCGUGUCUCCAAUCAUCAUAGUGCUGGUUAGAAAUGCUGUGAACACCAUACAGGUAUAUGCAAGUAACUUGGCUGAAAAGGCUCGGGAGUUGGAAUAUGAGAAAGAACUAAGUGACUCCUUACUCUACCAGAUGCUGCCUCCUAGUAUUGCCAAACAACUGAAACAGACACAGCAGGUGCCAGCUGAAUUCUUCUCUUCAGUGACUGUAUACUUCAGUGAUAUAGUUGGUUUCACAGCCAUUGCAGCUGUUUCUACACCGUAUCAGGUGAUAAGUUUCCUGAAUUCAGUUUACAAGUUAUUUGAUGAGAAAAUAGAAUGCUAUGAUGUAUACAAAAUCGAGACGAUUGGAGAUUCGUACAUGGUAGCGUCCGGGUUACCCGUUCGAAACGGCAACAAGCAUGCCACAGAAAUAGCAAGUAUGGCGUUAGAAUUAUUGGAAGCAACAUCUAUGUGUAGACUGCCGCAUCGACCUGAUCAGACCUUAUGCAUGCGAAGUGGAAUUCACAUGGGACCCUGUGUCGCUGGUAUUGUGGGAAGCAAGAUGCCUCGGUACUGUUUAUUCGGAGACACGAUUAACACUGCGAGUAGAAUGGAGAGCACUGGAGAACCGAUGAAGAUUCAAAUAUCGGAUGAUGUAAAAAAGGCUCUUGAUAAAACGGGACUAUUCCUAACGGCUCCGCGGGGCGUAGUUGAUGUCAAGGGCAAAGGCGAAAUGUCUACCCAUUGGCUGGAAGGCAGGAUUGGGCCCUCUCCAGAAAGGCCAACCGCUUCAUCAUUGGACUGCACACCUAGCUUCUUAGCCAGAAUCCAUUCCCAGAGAUCACCUAGAUACCAAUCUGGAAAACCGAGGAUACAAUAAAUACAGUACAAUUGUUUUACUAACAUCGGUUUAUUUAUUAGAUUCUCAGGUCAGGCAAGCCUAUGUUCAGAUGGCAAGCGUUAAGCGCACGCUUACUUCUACACGCAUUUUGUUAGCGCGGGUUAGCGUGUGUUUGUCUGAAUAAAAUGCGUGUAGUUGUAAGCGCUCGUGAUGUAACAAAUAUUGGCAGCGUCGCAUACGCGUUCGCAAAUGAAAAAAAUUACAUAGGUACGUUACAUCACUAAAGCGCAAGUUUUAUUUUAAUGAUGCUUUGACGAUGUCAAAUUUUAAUAAAGGUUCAUGUAAAUACAGAGCGUUGUAUAUAAUAGACCUGCCAUAACUGGCAAAAACUUUAUAUAGUACUACUAGUACUACUAGUUUAUAUAGUACAUCUAGCGGCCGAAGCAAGAACUGAUUUACAUCCAAAAUAUUUAGAUGGAAGCAAUUGUGACGCUUGACAGAAAUUCAGUAAAAAUGCCAGCCGAAUGUCAAAAGUUGAUUCCAAAGAUUUUGGACAUCUAUUAUGAUCAGUAUAACAUGCACGUAUUAAUUUAUUACUACCAUUUUGGUCAGCUCCACUCAAUGAGUCCUCAGUUGAGUCAUCCACUUAUUAGUGUGUUGUGUAUAAUCAGUUUGACUGUAUGUAUGUUAGGUCCAAGGAAACUUUGUUCUCAAUAAAA
This is a messenger RNA of Spodoptera frugiperda (fall armyworm), 2657 nucleotides long. RefSeq lists its product as uncharacterized. The record is from RefSeq and is a predicted model, not a curated record. Gene Ontology annotation, biological process: intracellular signal transduction; receptor guanylyl cyclase signaling pathway; cGMP biosynthetic process. The transcript has 16 exons. Bases 115 to 1977 code for a protein of 620 amino acids. Gene Ontology annotation, molecular function: peptide receptor activity; guanylate cyclase activity. NCBI's taxonomy places the organism in Eukaryota, Metazoa, Arthropoda, Insecta, Lepidoptera, Noctuidae.